UCGUCUGCAUUGCACGUGUACGAGGUCACAGGGACCGCCGCCCGGACUCGCGCUCCUCUAAUUCUAACAGUUUCCAAGACAAAUUACCAGCGACUAUGAGUGCCAUCAGCCGUGCUAUGUACCGCCUCCAAGGCUCUCUGCUGCCGGGGGUCAUGGGCGUUCGCAGUGUGGUGGCGCCGUCGCGAAACCUGACGAGGAACUUGGUGGUGAUGUGCUCCAACGCCGGUCACGGCCGCCGCACGCAGCUCCGGUCCUCCACGCUGUGCUCCUGCGGCUGCGGGAUCCACGGCAUGCACACAAGAGGAGAUAGAGAGUUGGUAGAAUUCCUACAAGAAGAAAUAGUGGCUGAGAGGAAGACAAUGGCCAGUGGUGUUCCUUCACAUGUAGAUGAUUUUAAAGUUAAUGUUAAUGAUGCAGAGGUUACUCUUACAAAGAACUUCCAUGAUGAGGUCAUUACUAUCAGCCUCAACGUGAAUCACACAGUAGACACUGAAGCCCCUGCUGAGUUGAGCCAAGACCAGUCUGAGGGAGAGCUCAAGAGCCGUCCCAGCUUUGAAGUUGAUCUCAAGGUUGGCUCGAAAACCCUGUCGUUCACAUGCUCUUACACAGGGCCAAGUGACAUUACAGAAGGUCAAGACCAGAUUGAUGAUGUUUUUGGUAUCAAUGAACUCACCAUGUAUGAGGGCGAAUGGAAUGAAGAAGUCUACUGUGUUUCUGGAGAUAUUUUGGAUGGCAUGAUGUAUGACCUUCUAAUGAACAUGUUGGAGGAGAGAGGAGUCACAAAUGAAUUUGCAGAGAAAUUAAGCAAUCUCUGCUCAGACUAUGAACAUUCUUUAUAUGUUCAUUUACUUCAAAAAGUGCAGGACUUUGUCAAGAGGAAAUAAGUGAGAAACUCUUGAACUGACAACAAAUCACCACAGUAUCAUCAAGCCCAAAAUUUCAAGUUAAUGAAUGGUCUGCCUUGUAAAAGUAACCAUUUAUGCUCAAUUCUGAGUGUAAAUGCAUCAGAUAUUUCUUGUAUUGGAUAUAUCUAGGGCUCUUCAUUUUCAAUUUUUUUUUGUUUUUAAUAGUUACAUAAAAACAAAGAUUUUGAUCAUUAAUAAAAAACUACAAACUUUAUAUGUUUACAGUUUGUUCUGUUGUAUAGCUUUUUAUAUUUAUCAGUUAAUGGUAUCGUCUUUGCAGAAGGCAAGACAAUGUAAGUAAUAUGUACAGAAGAAGUCUAGUUUGUAUGGCCAUGAGUAUUUCUUAAUAAAUACCAAAAAUUA
Messenger RNA from Penaeus indicus, 1268 nucleotides. It is a transcript of the gene P32, whose product is annotated as complement component 1 Q subcomponent-binding protein, mitochondrial-like. Lineage: Eukaryota; Metazoa; Arthropoda; Malacostraca; Decapoda; Penaeidae. The record is from RefSeq and is a predicted model, not a curated record. The coding region runs from base 96 to 884 and encodes 262 amino acids. The transcript has 5 exons. Gene Ontology annotation, cellular component: mitochondrial matrix. Gene Ontology annotation, biological process: cytosolic ribosome assembly.